CUAUCCCGGAUGCAGGGGACUCCCUCCAUGGGAGGAGAUUCAUCUGAGGAAGAUGAUCCACUGGGCGAGGAGGACCUGCCCAGUGAAGAGGAUCUGCCUGGAGAGGAGGACACGCCCGGAAUGAAGACUGAAGCAGAAGAGGACACCCCGAAGAUAGAGGAUCUACCCACUGCGGCUCCCAGGGCCACUCACGGGAACAACAAAGGGGAUGACCACAGUCAUUGGCGCUAUGGAGGUGACCCGCCCUGGCCCCAGGUGUCCCCAACCUGCGCCGGCUGCUUCCAGUCCCGGGUGGACAUCCGCCCGGAGCACACGGCUUUUUGCCCUGCCCUGGGACCCCUGGAACUCCAGGGCUUUGAGCUCCCGCCUCUCCCUGAACUGCGCCUCCGAAACAAUGGCCACACCGUGCAGCUGACUCUGCCUCCCGGGCUGGAGAUGGCCCUGGGUCCCGGGCGGGAGUACCGGGCCCUGCAGUUGCACCUGCACUGGGGGUCUGCGGGUCGCCCCGGCUCGGAGCACACGGUUGGCGGCCACCGUUUCCCUGCCGAGAUCCACGUGGUUCACCUCAGCACUGCAUUUGCCAAAGUCGAGGAGGCCUUGGGGCGCCCAGGGGGCCUGGCCGUCCUGGCCGCCUUUCUGCAGGAAGGCCCCGAAGAAAACAGCGCCUAUGAGCAGCUGCUGUCUCAUUUGGAAGAAGUCGCCGAGGCAGACUCAGAGACUUGGGUGCCAGGACUGGACGUAUCUGCACUGCUGCCCUCGGAUCUCAGCCGCUACUUCCGAUAUGAGGGGUCUCUGACCACACCCCGCUGUGCCCAAGGGGUCAUCUGGACUGUUUUCAACCAGACAGUGAGACUGAGUGCUAAGCAGCUCCACAGCCUCUCUGACUCCCUGUGGGGACCUGAGGGCUCUCGGCUACAGCUGAACUUCCGAGCCACGCAGCCUUUGAAUGGGCGAACGAUCUGGUCUGUCCUGCCUCUUACACCACUUCCUUUUUAG
This is a messenger RNA of Myotis davidii, 996 nucleotides long. RefSeq names its product carbonic anhydrase 9-like. Bases 10 to 996 code for a protein of 328 amino acids. Gene Ontology annotation, molecular function: carbonate dehydratase activity; zinc ion binding. The transcript has 3 exons. Gene Ontology annotation, cellular component: plasma membrane. Lineage: Eukaryota; Metazoa; Chordata; Mammalia; Chiroptera; Vespertilionidae. The record is from RefSeq and is a predicted model, not a curated record.